Messenger RNA from Eremothecium gossypii ATCC 10895, 1419 nucleotides. RefSeq names its product Tim22-complex subunit TIM54 (gene TIM54). Gene Ontology annotation, cellular component: cytoplasm; intracellular membrane-bounded organelle; membrane. The coding region runs from base 1 to 1419 and encodes 472 amino acids. The record is from RefSeq and is marked provisional. NCBI's taxonomy places the organism in Eukaryota, Fungi, Ascomycota, Saccharomycetes, Saccharomycetales, Saccharomycetaceae. The transcript has a single exon. Gene Ontology annotation, biological process: sphingosine biosynthetic process.
AUGAUGGGUGAGUUCAAGCAUCCCCCACAGGAGAAGCAGAAGAUGUCUAGCACGAAGAAGGCUGGGUACAGUAAUCCAGCUUUCGCGGCUAUGGGUAUACCGGCUCUGCGGUUGCCCGGGCCUAAGUGGUGCGCGUUCUGGCUUGUGGUUGGAGCCGGCAUUGCUGGAGUGGUAUACGACAAACGGGAGCAGCGGCGCAUAUGCAAGCAUUAUUCGUCGUUGGUGAAGGACCAAGGCGCAGCGCACAUGGACACAUGGCUCAAACCGCGGCGGCUCACGGUGUUUGUUGCGCCUCCUCCGGGCGACUAUCUCGAGACGUCGAUGAAAGUAUGGCGGCGAUACGUGAAGCAGGUGUUGUUCGAAGCUGGGUUGGACUACGAGGUCUUCACAGAAGAGCGGCAGGGCGUCAUCCGUCAUGAAGUGGCGGAGCGCGUACGGCAGCUGCGCCGAGAUAUUGCUGCGGCAGAAGCGGCGGAACAGCGGGCACUCGACGAAAAGCGCUGGUUGAACCGGAUGAGAAGCUGGUGGCGCCGUGAAAAGCUUUCCGAAGAGGAGCUGGAGCGAAUUCGCGCCCAGAAAUUCCGCGACGAGUUCACCUACAAACAACUGUUGGGCGUUUUCUACAAGAACGCGCCACUGCGUGAACAGAAGGUAUGGGACGCCGACGCUCUGGUGGAGGAUCCUGUCCUCGCAGGAGGCGUGAUCUGUAUCGGCCGGGGUGCCUAUAAGGAAUACAUUGCAGGAAUUCAUGAAGGUACACUGGGGCCCUUGGACCCUCCAACCUUAACACCGGAGGCACCUACAGAACUCUCGGCUGCUGCUGAAGAUCUCACGCAGGCUCCUGAACAGCCCGAGCCCUCGGCCGCUGCGGAAGCUCUCAAGCAGGCCCCUGAACAGGCUGAGCACUCUCCCGCUGAGCCCGACUCGGCGGCGACAGAUGCGCCAGAUGAAAAAUCCAACAACGCACCUGCACCUCCGCCAGCCCCCUACGUCUCGCCUGACGAGUAUAGCAGUCUGUCGCUCUCACAGGAGCUUGUCGGCGACGUCCGCCAUCCGUCUUCGCAUAUACCAGCUCUUUUCCACCAGCCUCUGCUGGUCAUUCCGGUGCCUAACUUGUCAGGCUUCUUGCAGACUCCACGGAAGAUCUACCGGUUCUAUACACGGCGCUACUACGCGGAGGAGUGCUGCAAGGCAGCUGCCGCAAUGGUCUUGCAGACUAUCAGGCCAUUUCAACCCGAUGAUUUGAACCUGGGCAUCUCCGAAGAAGAAGAUUGGCCUCGCCGCUGGGUUGAACAGGGCCGCGAGCGCAAAAGUGAGUGGGUACAGGACUUGAAGGCCGAUCCCCGCGUUAUUGCGGAACUUCAUGUAGUGGAUCCGGCUCUCAUGGCUGAUUUGGCAGCCACCAUGAACUUGAACUGA